This is a messenger RNA of Lagopus leucura (white-tailed ptarmigan), 2475 nucleotides long. It is a transcript of the gene NMI, whose product is annotated as N-myc and STAT interactor. Lineage: Eukaryota; Metazoa; Chordata; Aves; Galliformes; Phasianidae. Bases 1 to 1431 code for a protein of 476 amino acids. The record is from RefSeq and is a predicted model, not a curated record. Gene Ontology annotation, cellular component: cytoplasm. The transcript has 11 exons.
AUGGCGAGCUGCCUCUGCCCCAAGGAGCACCUCUCAGUUUUCAGAGCGCCCCGCAGCUGUCCGCCCGCCUCGGCGAGCCGCGCCGCGCCGCUGGAGGAGGAGGACGAACGAACCACCUUCCUUCACGUGAUUUCGAGGAAGAGGAGCGGUGACACAACGGCCCGCAGCAGCUGGGGAACCUCCGGCUCCUCCUCCAGCGGGAGGGAAAGCGAAAGCAAGAAGCCGGCGGCCGCGGGAGGGAAGGGGGCAGGGAGAGGCAUCCCGACGGGAGCUCCGCAGGUUCCAAUGGAUUUAUCAAGCCCACUGCAUUCCUUGGAAGAUAAUGGUUUUCAUGUGAUAAACCCUGACCCUUCUGAUACGCCAAAAGAUGAGAUGGAAAGUCUUAAACAAGAACUGGAGAAAUGGAAGGAAAGACUUGAACAAGCUGAGAAAACAAAAGCUGACCUUCAACUUAGCAAAUUAAUUGCUGAGGAAGAAUAUGAGAAAAUACAGCAUGAGCUGACAGAGCUAAAGGAUGCUCAAGAGGAACUUAAUAAAGAAAGUGACAUGUCUAAGGACGUCUAUGAGACAGAACUUUCUGUGCUAAACCAAGAGAAUGCUGAGCUGAAGAGAGAGAUUGAGAAGCUCAAAGAAGAGCUUGCAGAAUGUUGUUCAGCGCUUUCACAGGAUGGUAAGAUUAAAAAAAAGGUGGCAGAAAUGAAAGUGGAGUUCACUCACAUGGAAGACACAGAGGGUGGCUUUGCAGAUACAAAUACCCACUGCGUUUUUUCUGUAACAACAAGAAUCCCAUUCAAACUGAACCAAAACCAAGCACUGCUUACUUUGGAAGAUGAAGAAGUUGCCGAGAGACUGACAAAGAUGGGUAAGCAUACUGUGAACCUGGAUGGAACUACAGCAGAUGUGAAAGUGGUGCCUUUCACAGUUGGAAUGGGAGUCAAAUUUGAGCUCCACGUCACAAUUUCUGGAAAGAAGAUCAAUGUUUCAGACAUCCCUGAGCUACCGAUUCCUGAUGAGUGGAUGAGAGACAAAUUAGAGCUGAAUUUCUACAAAUCUGAACAUGGAGGAGGAGAAGUAGAAAAUGUAAAAUAUGACAAGAGGUCCAGAACAGCUGUUAUUACCUUCACUAGACCUGGAGCAAUGGCCAGCAUUGUGAGAUGUGCUAGACACCCUUUCUAUGUAAAUGGAAGGUGCCAUAGGAUUUCUGUGUCCCCAAGCACUGAUGGACACUUGGAAAAGCUUCAGCUCUUUUCUGGUAUUUCUACAAAGACCAUUCUACUGAAAGGAAUUAAAGAGACUGAAGAUGAUGAGGAAAGUGUGCAGGAUAUGAUUGAAAUUCAUUUCCAGAAGCCUAGUAAUGGUGGUGGGGAAACAGAGAGUAUCAAAUAUGUAUCAAAAGGAGCUGUGUGGGUUUCUUUUGAAGAGGAUGCUUAGAAUGCUGUAUAUAAAAGUGUAUCUCUCUCUCAGAAGUUCUGAGCUUUUGCUUCAUCAGAGGGAUAAGUUACACCAAUGGUUCUCAUACAAUUGUGCCUUAAUGUUUAGAAAUUGAAAAAGAGGAACUACCUUUCUGAUUUGUUUAAUGGCAUGAACUUUGAACAGAAAUUCAGUAGAACUUAAUGCUGAGUGUUCCAGGUGUUCCUGAUGAAAGUCAUGGAGAAAGACUUCAUCUGCACACAUAACCUAAUCUAUGAUUGCUUCUUGCAAAUUCACAGAUUUUGUAUCUUGUCCAUUUUCUAUAGAUUUACCCCACUUUAACCGAUUCCAUCUUCAGUUUUGUUACAGAAGCCACUCAUAACCCAGUGUAAAGCACCUUCAUGAAUCCACAGAUCUGGGGGUUUUAUUGGUGUGUGCUGGCAUAACUCAAAUACUUGAAAGCAACAUUUAUGUGAUUGCAUCAGAUAAAUUACUGAAUUGGUGAUAAAGCUACAACAGUAGUGAUAUGUAUUUAUAUCCAACAUAUACAUGCUGGUUGUGAAAGGAGAAUGCAAAAAUAUCACUUAUCAGAUUUACUUGCAACCCAUGAGAAAAGACACAUCACUAAUACUGCUUUUAGCUGUCAAGGUGCUGGCCUUGAUACUUCCUCCACCAUCUAAUCCAAAUGGUUCUGAGCUUCUGAUGAGUGAAUAGUUUGAUAUAUUGUUUUUAACUUUUUUUUUUCCUACACUGGCAUUUUUGUUUCUUUGUUUUUCCGAUGUAACAUCUCACAGUUGUGAAAUCAGAUGAUUGUUUAAAACAAGUUGUUUUGGAGCUGAGCUGGAGAAACAAGGUGAUGGUGCACGCAAGGCCUGAGGUAUUUAUUUAGUGGCAUGUGCCUGGCCAGACUGCCAGCUCUGGGAGGUGAUGCAUUAGGGGGCAUUUGGAAAAAGGCACAGAGGGUUUAGGGGAAGUUUGUGGGGUUUUUCUUGCAUGUAAACUUGCCCUUUUGUUUCCAGUUCUGACUCUGAAAGAGCUUUGGAAUAAAACAGAAAUGCAAAAGCU